AUGUCCUUCAAUUAUUUGAUACAGAAAUGCCUUGCUGUGAUCCUACGAUUUGUAGUUAGCCUUGGCAGUCGAGUCUCGGCGAGCCCAGAUGAAGUACGUCUUAUCCAGUCAAGGGAUGCCAGCCGAACCCUCAAGGCCCAUCUGUAUCGGGCUGCCCGCCCCAGUCCUGGCCCAUCUCCCAUUCUCCUGAACUUCCAUGGCAGCGGAUUCAUGCUGGCCCUCCACGGCAGCGAUGAUGAAUUCUGCCGCCUGGUCAGUCGUCAGACCGGAUACACGGUGCUCGAUGUCCCUUAUCGACUGGCUCCCGAACACCCCUUCCCCGCUGCCCUGCAUGACGUCGAAGAUGCCAUUCGGUAUGUCCAAUCGCGGCCAGACGAGUUCGACCAGAGCCACCUCUCUCUCUCGGGCUUCAGCGCAGGCGCCAACCUCGCUCUGGCCGUCGCCUCCAGCCUCUUCCCCCGCGAGACCUUCCAUUCUUUACUGGCCUUCUACCCUGUGACCGAUCUGAGUUCUGAUCCCACCCUCAAAACUGCCCCGGUAGCUGGUGGCCGAGUGAUUCCCGUGUGGGUGGGACGCCUCUUCAAUCGGUCCUAUCUCCCUGCCGGCCUCGAUAAGCGGGACCCACGUAUUUCGCCCCUUUUUGCGCCGGCCGACCGGUUCCCACCACGGCUGCUUAUGAUCACGGCGGAUGGGGACUCCCUGGCCCUGGAGGCAGAGGCGUUGGCUGCGAAGAUCCAGACCGAGGGGGGACAUGUGGUCAGCCAACGCAUGGCGGGAUGUUCUCACGCAUGGGAUAAGCGCACUCUGCCGAACACCCCGCAAUCCCAGGCUAAAGACCAGGCUUACCAGUUGGCUCUUGAUAUGUUGUGA
This is a messenger RNA of Penicillium salamii, 870 nucleotides long. Lineage: Eukaryota; Fungi; Ascomycota; Eurotiomycetes; Eurotiales; Aspergillaceae. The record is from the annotation of a GenBank genome assembly.